Bombus huntii is the source of this 972-nucleotide messenger RNA. Its product is annotated as zinc finger protein 713-like. Gene Ontology annotation, molecular function: RNA polymerase II cis-regulatory region sequence-specific DNA binding; DNA-binding transcription factor activity, RNA polymerase II-specific. The coding region runs from base 1 to 972 and encodes 323 amino acids. Lineage: Eukaryota; Metazoa; Arthropoda; Insecta; Hymenoptera; Apidae. The transcript has 2 exons. Gene Ontology annotation, biological process: regulation of transcription by RNA polymerase II. The record is from RefSeq and is a predicted model, not a curated record.
AUGUGCGACGAAUUCAGCGCAAGAUUGUUUCGGCCCUGGAGCAACUUAGAUACGCGGGACUACUCGAAACAGAUCGAGGUACCAGUCGGUCAUGAUGAUGGCCGUGACAUCGUCGUUGCUUGUGAAGGAAAAGAAGAAAAAGGGUGUUACAACAUCUUUAUGAUCCGUGGUAAAGCGAUCGAAGCCAGUUCCUCGGAAAUCGGAGUUUCUUCUCUUCAUUUGCCUGAAAACUCUGGUGGCUCUGGACCCAGUGAAGAACAACUGACAUCAAAGGUUGUUCAUCCGCUAAACGAUAAUUCGUUGCGCACAGUGGAUCAUCUAACGUCUCCGGUUCAUCACAUAGUAGAUCCUGUUUCCCAUCCGAUGUACAGCUGGAAUUCGUUCCGCAAAUUUAAUUUACCGCACUCAACUUCGUUCGAUGCUGUGAUGAUGAGUGCGCGGUUACCGCCUCAGAUGGGAAUAGCCUAUCCACCUUGGAUAGAUAUUAGAAAAACGCAGUUUCUCAGCGCGUUUCAACCUUCGUACGAUGUUCGAGGCAAUCUCAAUGCAGAGACUAUGGACCGUACCGUCCAGAUCUUGCAGCGACAGGCAAAGGAACCGAGGAAAUUGCGUUCCAAAAGGUUUAGAUGCGAACACUGUAACGUCGCGUUUAGCAAUAACGGACAGCUCAAGGGACACAUCAGAAUACAUACCGGAGAAAGGCCGUUUAAGUGUGAUGUUGAAAAUUGUGGUAAAGCAUUUACGAGAAACGAGGAGCUAACAAGACACAAGAGGAUUCAUACCGGACUUCGACCGCACGCCUGUCUCGUUUGCGGAAAAAGUUUCGGAAGAAAGGAUCAUCUGAAGAAACACAUGAGGACACAUGAAAAUCGAGAUUAUAGAUUGUCGGCGGCUACAUUGGGAAUGUUUACACCGGGCCACAUACUGUCAUCUCAAGGACUUCUAUUUCCACAUUACAAUUUUCCAACAUGA